Messenger RNA from Lepisosteus oculatus (spotted gar), 2491 nucleotides. RefSeq names its product MPV17 mitochondrial inner membrane protein like 2 (gene mpv17l2). Gene Ontology annotation, cellular component: mitochondrion; membrane; cytoplasm. The record is from RefSeq and is a predicted model, not a curated record. NCBI's taxonomy places the organism in Eukaryota, Metazoa, Chordata, Actinopteri, Semionotiformes, Lepisosteidae. Gene Ontology annotation, biological process: cellular response to reactive oxygen species; mitochondrial ribosome assembly.
UCAGGAAGUAGAGAACACGAGUUAUGGAAGAAGUAUUUGCGUGAACCGGCUGCAAUGCGGCUUAUGAGACGAAAGUUUUCGUAACGUUUGGGAUCCAAAAGGUUAUUUUUUCCAAACAAGAACAAGAUUUCGCGUAUAUGGUUCCGUUGUUCUCGUGUCUACUGUAGGAAGCUACUGGGACUUAGCUGUAGCAAAUAUUUAAUUACUGUCAAUAUCAAGAUCUAUACGUUUCUUCAGCCGGUUUGUCUUGUUCUUGAAGAGGCUAUCGGAAGCUCGGUGAAUUAUGAUAGUAAACCACUGAAAAGCAAGGUCACUAGUCCAGUCCUGCUGAGUGGAUGGUAACUGUGAGCUCGCCCGCGGAUAGGAAACAUGAUCCCCCGGGGUAAAGAGCUGCUUAUCCGGAUUUCUGGCUCCUGGAAACCGCUCUUCAGAGGCAGGUUCCUCCUCGUCACUAACACGGUGAGCUGCGGAGGAAUGCUGGCAGCAGGAGACUUCAUCCAGCAGACCCGAGAGAAGAGGAGGGAUCCGGGCAGGACACGGGACUGGUUCCGGACAGGGCGCAUGUUUGCUGUUGGUUGUUCCAUGGGUCCUGUCCUGCACUACUGGUACCUGUGGCUGGACAGAGUGUAUGUGGGGAAGGCUUUGCAAACUGUCAGCAAGAAAGUUCUUGUUGACCAACUGGUGGCGUCUCCUACUCUUGGAGUUUGGUAUUUCUUAGGAAUGGGAGUGAUGGAAGGCCACACCGUGCAGGAAAGCUGGGAGGAAUUCAGGGAGAAGUUCUGGGAGUUUUACAAGGCAGAUUGGUGCGUUUGGCCACCAGCACAGAUGCUGAACUUCUACUUCCUGCCUUCCAAAUUCCGGGUCCUGUAUGUCAACAUAAUCACACUUGGCUGGGACACCUACCUCUCCUACCUGAAGCACAGAGACAGUGCCAAAAGAGGUGACCUCACCCAUGACUCCAGCAGCAGUGUAAAUGAGGACCAGGAAACAGAGGUGCCCUUACCUGUAGCACAGCGCUUGGAAGAGAAGCUCUAGAUUCCUCAUUCUGUUCUCUACUAUGGAUCUGUACCGUGUUGCCUUAUAUAAUGUUUUGUCAUUGUUUCUCUCUCCUCUCAACUGUAGGGGGAGCUCUAUUAUAACACAUCCUUCUUUCAUGGGAGUCCUGUUUUCCCCAGGUAGAUCACAAACAAAGUAAUGGAGCUGCAUGACAUUAUAGUGUUGUCUGUAUAUGAGCAGGUGUAAAAACUGAGAUUAAACAAGCGGUCAGUGUUUAUAAUUUCUACAAUAUAUCAUUUGAAAUCUACCAUACAGAAACCUUAGUGUGAAUCGAUUUUAUAUAAAUACUUAAAUUUGCCGGAAAUUCAUUGUUAUUGGUGUUAAACGAGUAUUAUCUGUAAAUCGUUGGGUAAACAAUUAUAUAUCUAUGGGGUAAAUUAUUUUAAAUGUAUUUCUUCUUGCAAAACCUGUCGUGUUAUUCUAAACUUGAAAAGUGUAUAUUGUUUGUUAAUAAUCAGGUUAUAAUCAGACCUGCUUAAUUAAAAAAGCCCUUAGCAUCUCCUUGCGUUAUCGGUUGAAAUGCAUUUGAAUUUUCAUUGUGAAGAUGAAUUGAUAUUUUUAAUUGAUGGCUAUUUAAUAGGGUGACUGGAGGUUGUUUUACUUUAUAAUUUUGCUCCUUAAUGUUAACACGCUGUAUCAGGGUAAUAUGACGUGUGACGCAGAGUUCAUAACCAAGGGAAAGGGAGAGACAGUGUUACUGACGCUUUUUAGAAAAAGGUGUUGUGGUUUCUGGCUAACCUUGUUAGGGAAGAAAAUGGCAUUGCAGACCGAAGUGCAAGGACAGUGAGGUGGCAGUGCCACUGCUUGUUGUGCCAGAGCGUUUUUUAAUUUAUAAAUUUUUUGUUUUUGGAAGUACAGCUCCUUAUUAGUCCUGUUUUUGCCAGUCCACAUCCUGUGAAAGGGGAAAGAGUAACAGGUUACGACAGGUUCAACAUCGCAGGGUUCAACAACGUGCGAAGAUUUCCUUUAAUAUAAUGAUUUCUAGAGAAUCCCACUUUGAGAGCUGAGGAGCUGCAGAACCCACUGAAUCUCUACAUGUGCAUAGAGCAUUCUGACAGCUCAUAUAAUUUAUAGACCUUAAUUGGAUUGCAUGCUGAGAGCUCCCAAAGAAGAUCAGUUGUAAUGGACAGACGAAGAUGAUCCUUUUCUUAAUCUGCUAAACAGUUUGCAGGUAUAUAGCCUUAACUGUAACUUGCUCUAUGGUUGCAUGGCCCAACCACCAAUUAAUUUGGCAUUUUAAUUAUGAUCUUGCAUGAGUACCUUCUCUAUUCAAAAAAGACAUUUCCCUCUACAUCUUCUGUUUGCCAUAAAUAUUCUGUUGGAAGAAGUCCAUAUCCCUGCUUAAGCCCUUGUAAUUAUUUCUGUUUCAAUCCCCCUUGUGUAAAAAUAGAUUGCUUGCAAAAUAUUUAAUAAAAAAUCUUUGGCUUUAAUUCAC